Molecule: messenger RNA, 8933 nt
Organism: Amphiprion ocellaris (clown anemonefish)
Lineage: Eukaryota; Metazoa; Chordata; Actinopteri; Pomacentridae
Gene: kif1b
Product: kinesin family member 1B
Exons: 51
Coding region: 341-5869 (1842 amino acids)
Biological process (GO): cytoskeleton-dependent intracellular transport; vesicle-mediated transport; microtubule-based movement
Cellular component (GO): dendrite; microtubule; kinesin complex
Molecular function (GO): plus-end-directed microtubule motor activity; ATP hydrolysis activity; ATP binding
Source: RefSeq, a predicted model, not a curated record
CGAUCCAUCAAUUCUGCUUUUCGCUUGUGUGCAGAUAGACGUCCGCCUUUUUAUCCCCCCUGCUGGAAGAUAAACCGGCUCAGGAGUCGCCGUUUUUCAAUCACAGUCCAUCCGGCGGAGGAUACCGCUAUAAUGGGUGUUUUUAACGGAACCGGACUUUAUAGCAGUUUUCGUGCGCGCAGCUUCUGAUAGAAAAAAAAAACAACCCGUCUUGACGCCCGUUAGCUAGCGUUUAGUUCUCGCCACUGUCCGGUGGUGUCGGUGCUGGUUUCGGUGAGAGUCCCCUCAAACGAGGGAUAUUUAAGGAAUCUUACUGGGAGACGGUCCUUAAACCGCAAACAUGUCUGGGGCGUCUGUAAAAGUCGCUGUUCGAGUUCGGCCCUUCAACUCCAGGGAGACGAGCAAGGACUCAAAAUGUAUCAUUCAGAUGCAAGGCAACACUACAACUAUCCUCAACCCCAAAGCCCCAAAGGAACCAGCAAAGACCUUCAGUUUUGAUUACUCCUACUGGUCACACACCACGCCAGAAGACCCAUGCUUCGCAUCACAGAACCUUGUGUACAAUGACAUUGGCAAGGAAAUGCUGGAGCAUGCUUUUGAGGGCUAUAACGUCUGCAUCUUUGCAUAUGGCCAGACAGGAGCUGGCAAAUCCUACACUAUGAUGGGCAAGCAGGAGGAAGGGCAGGAAGGAAUCAUUCCCAUGCUAUGUGAAGAUCUCUUUGAGAAAAUCAAUGAGGACAGCAACAAAGAGGAGCUCUCCUACUCAGUAGAGGUCAGUUACAUGGAGAUCUAUUGCGAGCGAGUCCGAGAUUUGCUCAAUCCUAAGAACAAAGGGAAUCUGCGAGUCCGAGAACACCCGCUACUGGGUCCCUACGUAGAGGACCUGUCCAAGCUAGCUGUCACCUCCUACACAGACAUCGCUGACCUGAUGGAUGCAGGCAACAAGGCCAGAACUGUGGCUGCCACCAACAUGAAUGAGACCAGCAGCAGGUCCCAUGCAGUUUUCACCAUCGUCUUCACACAGAGGAAACACGACAGCGAGACAGAUCUCUCAACGGAAAAGGUCAGUAAAAUUAGUCUGGUAGACUUGGCAGGGAGUGAACGAGCAGAUUCCACUGGAGCUAAAGGUACCAGGCUAAAGGAGGGAGCAAACAUCAACAAAUCUCUCACCACUUUAGGAAAGGUUAUCUCUGCCCUGGCUGAAGUGGACAACUGUACCAGCAAGAGCAAGAAGAAGAAGAAGACUGACUUCAUCCCAUACAGAGACUCUGUUCUGACGUGGCUGCUGAGGGAGAACCUCGGUGGAAACUCCAGAACAGCUAUGGUAGCUGCCCUCAGUCCUGCAGAUAUCAACUAUGAUGAAACCCUCAGCACACUCCGUUAUGCUGACCGAGCCAAGAACAUCAAGUGCAAUGCUGUCAUCAAUGAGGAUCCCAACAAUAAGUUGGUGCGUGAGCUGAAGGAUGAAGUGGCUCGACUGAAGGAGCUGCUCCGUGCCCAGGGCCUGGGCGACAUCCUGGACAUUGAUCCUAUGGGGGAUGAUUGCCCAGGAAGUGGAAUCAAAUACCUCAAAGACAUUCAGAACAAUAAGCAUAGAUACUUGAUAGCCUCAGAGAACCAACGCCCUGGCCAUUUCUCCACAGCCCCUAUUGGUUCCCUGACAGCCUCUCCAUCCUCUGGCUCACUAAGCAGCCAGGGAGGCCUGCAGUCAGUCACCAGCAUCCAAGAGCGCAUCAUGUCCACACCUGGAGGAGAGGAGGCCAUUGAAAGACUCAAGGAAUCAGAAAAGAUCAUCGCAGAACUCAAUGAAACCUGGGAAGAGAAACUGCGAAAGACUGAAGCAAUCCGCAUGGAAAGAGAGGCUUUGCUUGCAGAGAUGGGUGUGGCCAUACGUGAAGAUGGAGGCACUUUGGGUGUAUUUUCUCCUAAAAAGACUCCACAUUUGGUUAACCUAAAUGAGGAUCCUCUGAUGUCAGAGUGUCUGCUCUACUACAUCAAAGACGGAAUUACAAGGGUGGGUCAGGCCGAUGCUGAGAGAAGACAGGACAUCGUUUUAAGUGGUGCUCACAUCAGAGAAGAACACUGCAUUUUCCGCAGCGAAAGGAAUGCCAACGGAGAUGUCAUUGUUAUGCUGGUGCCCUGCGAGGGAUCAGAAACCUACGUCAACGGCAAGCGUGUUGAGGAUGCAAUCCAGCUUCGUUCAGGCAACCGUAUCAUUAUGGGAAAGAACCACGUGUUCCGGUUCAACCACCCAGAGCAAGCCAGAGCUGAAAGAGAGAAGACACCGUCCGCCGAAACCCCUGUGGAGCCGGUGGAUUGGACGUUUGCUCAGAGAGAGCUCCUGGAAAAACAGGGUAUUGACAUGAAGCAGGAAAUGGAGAAAAGACUCACUGAGAUGGAAAUCUUGUACAAAAAAGAGAAGGAAGAAGCAGAUCAACUUCUGGAGCAGCAGCGGCUGGUUUACGAGAGCAAAUUGCAGGAACUCCAGAAACAGGUGGAGACUCGUUCUCUGGUAGCCGAAACACCUGACGAAGAAGAACUGGAGGAAGAAGAAGAAGAAGAAGAGCCUAAACUUCUUGGAUUGCCGUGGACUCAGCAUGAGUUUGAGCUGGCUCAGUGGGCGUUCAGGAAGUGGAGGUACCAUCAGUUCACCUCCCUCCGUGACCAGCUGUGGGGGAACGCGGUGUAUCUGAAGGAGGCUAAUGCGAUUAGCGUGGAGCUAAAGAAGAAAGUCCAGUUCCAGUUCGUCUUGCUGACAGACACGCUGUACUCUCCUUUGCCUCCUGAACUUCUCUCGCCUGAGCCAGAGAAAGAGCGUGACCCCAGACCUUUCCCUCGCACCGUGGUGGCCGUAGAGGUUCAAGAUCUGAAGAAUGGAGCUACACACUACUGGUCCCUUGAAAAACUCAAGCAGCGGCUGGACCAGAUGAGGGAGAUGUAUGACCGCGCUGGAGAGAUGGCCUCCACUCACCAGGAGGACGGCGAAGGCACUCUGACAGGAAACGACCCCUUUUAUGACCGAUUCCACUGGUUCAAACUCGUCGGGAGCUCCCCCAUCUUCCACGGUUGCGUUAAUGAGCACCUGGCCGACCGCACUCCCUCACCCACGUUCUCCACCACCGACUCUGAGAUCACGGAGCUGGCGGACGAACGCCAGAGCGAGAUGUCCGACCUGAUCGACGACGAGGCGUUUGUGGACGACACCAGCUCGGACGCCGGCACCGAGGAGGGUUCGGACAUCUUCAGCGACGGCCAGGACCCCUUCUACGACCGCUCCCCUUGGUUCAUCCUGGUGGGAAGAGCUUUCGUGUACCUGAGCAACCUGCUGUACCCUGUACCACUGGUUCACCGUGUUGCCAUAGUAACGGAGAAGGGCGAGGUGCGUGGUUUCCUGCGCGUGGGGGUCCAGGCUAUAGCUGCUGACGAAGAGGCUCCAGACUACGGGUCAGGAGUUAGACAGUCAGGAACCGCCAAGAUUUCCUUUGAUGAUGAAUACUUCAAAAAGAACGACUUCCCCUCUACGGUUAUGACCCGCUCCGGCAUGUCCCUGGAAGAGCUUCGCAUUGUGGAGGGCCAGGGUCAGAGUUCAGAGGUCAUCACACCCUCGGAGGAGCUCAACAGAAUCAAUGACAUGGACCUCAAGCUGGGAAACAUCGCAGACACCAAGCUGAGUCAUGGCGACGGGCUGGCAGGCCAGCUGGAGGUGGGCAGCAUCUUCACCUUCCGUGUCACUGUGCUCCAGGCUAACGGCAUUCCGCCUGAGUAUGCUGACAUCUUCUGCCAAUUCAAUUUCCUGCAUCGUCACGAUGAGGCUUUUUCCACCGAGCCUCUGAAAAACGCCGGCAAAGGAGCUCCUCUGGGCUUUUACCACGUCCAGAAUAUUUCAGUGGAGGUCACGGAGUCCUUUAUUGAGUACAUCAAGAGCAAACCCAUUGUGUUUGAAGUGUUUGGCCACUACCAGCAGCACCCACUGCAUCUUUAUGGCCAGGACCUGAUCAGUCCUCCAACGCCAUCGAGGAAAUACUACCCUAUUCCCAUGCCUCUGUCUAAACCAGUUCCAGCCACCAAGUUGAACACCAUCACCAAGUCCAACCUGGGUCAGUGUGUCAGCAAGUAUGACCUGCUGGUGUGGUUUGAGAUCAGUGAGCUGGAGCCCACUGGAGAGUACAUCCCAGCUGUAGUGGAUCACAGUGGAGGACUUCCCUGCCAUGGCACCUACCUGCUGCACCAGGGGAUCCAGCGGAGGAUCACAGUGACUCUCAUCCAUGAGAAGGGUAGCGAGCUCCACUGGAAGGACGUUCGCGAGCUGGUUGUGGGUCGUAUUAGGAACAAGGCUGAAGUGGAUGAUAGCGCAGCAGAUGCUGUCCUGUCCCUUAACAUCAUUUCUGCCAAGAACAUCAAGUCAUCCCACAACACCAACAGGCUUUCUAUUGAUAAGGAUAUUGAUAGGACUUUCUAUCGCUUCGAGGCAGUGUGGGACAGCUCCCUGCACAACUCCCUCCUGCUAAACCGAGUCACUCCUUAUGGAGAGAAGAUCUACAUGACCUUGUCUGCAUAUCUGGAGCUGGACCACUGCAUCCAGCCUGCUAUUAUUACCAAAGACAUCUGCAUGGUCUUCUACUCCCGAGAUGCCAAGAUCUCCCCUCCUCGUUCUCUCAGGAACCUCUUUGGAAGUGGAUACUCCAAAACUCCUGACUGCAACCGAGUCACGGGCAUCUACGAGCUGAGCUUGUGCAAGAUGUCUGACACCGGAAGUCCAGGGAUGCAGCGUAGGAGGAGGAAGAUCCUGGACACAUCAGUGGCUUAUGUGCGAGGAGAGGAGAACCUGGCCGGGUGGAGGCCUAGAGGAGACAGCCUAAUCCUGGAGCACCAAUGGGAGCUGGAGAAAAUGGAGCAGCUGCAUGAGGUGGAGAAGACCCGUCACCUCCUCCUGCUGAGGGAGAAGCUUGGAGAGGCGGCUCCAGUGGGAACAGCUCCGACCACCAAGUCCCUGAGCGAGUCUCUGUCGCCCAGCAUGAGCUCAGGCACCCUGUCCACCUCCACCUCCAUCUCCUCACAGAUCUCCAGCACCACCUUUGAAAGCGCCAUCACGCCCAGCGAGAGCAGCGGCUACGACUCGGCCGACAUCGAGAGCCUGGUGGAUCGUGAGAAGGAGCUGGCUACGAAGUGCUUGCGCCUCCUGACACACACCUUCAACAGUGAAUACAACGAGGUGGUCAACAGUAUCAGUGACUGCAAACUCUCUGACAUCUCACCCAUUGGACGUGACACAUCAGUGACCAGCUUCAGCAGCGCCACCCUCACCCCCUCUUCAACCUGCCCCUCUCUGUCCGACUCCCGCUGUGGCUCCAUAGACCAGAAGACCCCAGAGACCAGCUCUCGUGCCUCCAGUCCCUCCUGCUCAGACUAUGAAAACUUCCCGAUGGUUCCCACUCUGGAGACGUCCUACCUUGCACGGGCUGGAAAGAACGAGUUCCUCAACUUGGUGCCUGAUAUUGAAGAAAUGAGGCCAGGAUCUGUUGUGUCCAAGAAGGGUUUCCUGAGCUUCAUGGAGCCACGCUCGAACUCGUGGGUGAAGCACUUUGUGGUCGUUCGCCGACCCUACGUCUUCAUCUACAACAGUGACAAGGACCCAGUGGAGCGAGGUGUCCUCAACCUCUCCACAGCGCAGGUGGAAUACAGCGAAGACCAGCAGGCCAUGCUCAAGACUCCCAACACGUUUGCUGUGUGCACAAAGCAUCGAGGAAUCCUCCUGCAGGCCAACAAUGAAAAAGACAUGAACGACUGGCUGUACGCCUUUAAUCCUCUGCUAGCAGGAACGAUAAGAUCUAAGCUGGCGAGGAGGCGCAGCGGCCUGCCGAAGAACUGAGUGAGUCGAAUGGCACACAGGAAACCAACGGCUUCCAUUGUUUCUGAAAAGCCUUUGAACAUACCAAGUGUUAACACUUAUUAAUCAUUGUGAUUCUUGACGGUUUUCUCUUGUAAGUAGACUUGUGGCUUAAGUCUCCUUUCAUGCGACUAAAAAGUUUCAGUUCCAGACAAAUUUGCCUCCCCCUUCCCCUCCACCACCCUCUGCUGACUUCGCUCUCCUCCUCUCUAUUUCCUCCCCCUCAGCUUUUUGUGUUUUUGUUUUUAUGACAAUGUUUGGGUCUAAUUUUCGUCCCUCUUCCUCGUCAUUCCCGAACUCCCUAACUAGUAGCAUGUUGUAGUAGUCUACUUGUGUGUGCACGACUCUUCAGAAGCUGUUCUUUCUGGCCACUAAUUUUCAGUUUGCCAAUCAUCUGUAGAAAAAAAAUGUCUAUAUCAGUGUUACUUGUCUCCCAAAACAACGUUUAUUUUUGGGUUAUUGUUUUUUUUUUUUUUUAUAUAUAUAUAUAUAUAUAAUAUGCUGGCAUGUUAACUGCAGCAGUCCUCAGGAGAAGACCAACUUUAAUCACUGGAAAAAAUUGAAACAAAUCAGAGAGCUUACUGUUGAAAUCAUGAAGGGAAAAAGUACAAAUAUCUCCAAGUGAUGUAUUAGUUUAUGCUCUGCUACAUGAACUAUUGCUGCUAAUAAAUUUAUAGGGAUUUUUUUUCCUCUCAUCAUGAGAUUUGUAUCCGGCCGCUGCCUCUUCCUGAAGCAGACUCCCUCCCCGAACCGUCUCCUCAACAAAAACUCCAAAUUUGUCAGCGAGACAUGAGGGCAGGACUGGAUUUCUUUGUGAUAUUUAGAUCCCACUCCUCAGUCUGUGUACAUAACUCCAAAAAAACCCCAAUAGUGCCAGUGUCAGUCAGUUAGUCAGUGAGUACGCACUCUUGCAUUUGUGUCAACAUGGAAAAUUCACGCUAAAACGAGCAAAAAAUGUAAGAAGAUAAUUUCACAUCUCUGCGGAUUGUUCCUGCAGGAGUAGAUAUUUGUCGCUGUUGUUUUGCUUUUUCAUCUCAAGAAGAAAAAAAACAGGUUUUCAAGGAGAUUACAGAAUUGAGAGGAGGAAGAUGGACAGCGCUCUAAAGAGAGAAGUUCAUUUGUACAUACAGUCUGUUCUGGGAUCAGUGUGUUCUGGGAUCAGUGUGCUAGCUCGUUUAAGACAUUCCUAACUAACACGCCGAGACCUCCAGACAGCUGCGCUAACGUUUAACUUAACCUUCACGCACUUGAUAAAAAACUGGAGACGUAACAGAGGAAGAAGCAAGAAAGAGAACGAAGCAGGACAGAUCCAGAUUCAGUCGGUUAAAAACCUCCAAAACGAAGUGCAGCACCGCAGGUUGUUCGUUUUUCUAUUUGCGUUCUUGAAUUGAAACUCAUCUAACUCUCAUCGUGUUGACUUUUAUUUUUUAACUAUCAUUUUUCUCUCUUAUUCUUUUAAUCAUUCCUCAGUGAAGUUUUAUACAAAAUGCAACAGAGGGCAUUUAUUUCUUAGUUUGUGUUUAACCUUAUUUUGCACAUUAACACAUAUCUAUAGCAAAAGUGGACUAAAAGGCAGAUGGCAUGUGUUGAGUCAUCAGGAACAAAGACAGGAGCACAUAUCAGGGCUACACUGGAUGAUAGCUGAAAGAAAGAAGUGAUAUUAAAGGGACGACAUAUUCAAAGGUUUUAUUUCUGGUACUGUUCUCGAAAAUGUUUGCUCUGUGCUGCAGUUGGUGCCUCCGCUUCUACAAAUGGUGGAAAUGCGUGUUAGAAAAGUGCAGAUGGGCGUUCAUAAACUCUGGCCUGCCAACCAGCAGUGCGCCUACUGUGUCGUAAGAAAGGGAAAUUAAGGUUUAGUGUAGAAACAGAGGCACCUAUUGCCGGUUACAAGUGUUAAAGCGUAAUUUUUGGUGACUUAUCUUCAUUGUAAAGACAGAAAACUUUCACCUCAGAGCUGAAAAGAACAUAAAAUCGUAGGACCUCGCUGGCCUCAGGUCAACCAACCUGCUGGUCGGUGAAACAAAAACCUGCUUUAUCGCCAUUUUCUGUUCAAAUGUUUCGUCUGGAAGAAGAAAAAAAAACCAGACCAAAUAUCUAUGCACUGAUUAAAGCUCAAAGUGCAACAUACCUCACAUUAACCUCCAGAAAAACACCGAAUCAGAGCACACAUUUUCCCCUCAGUGACUAAUUUGCAGAGGUAUAUUAUUUUGGAUUGUGUAUUUAUUGUUUGCAAUGUACAUAUUAGUUUGCAGCUCUUUGCACAUAUUAAUAAAAGGUUCAACUAACUGAUCAAAUAAAGUCUGUGCGGUUUAGUUGUUCUGCUCAUAACGAACCAAAUGGUGGCAUGGCAGCCUCUUCCAGCCCGGGAGAGAGUUGAAUGUAAAGAUGUGUGUGUUUGUUUUCUUUCUCAUCACUGAAAAAAGGAAAAAAAGAGACCUAAAAUGUAACCCACUGCACCUUCUAACGGGAGGUGGGUUACAUUAGUGCUUCCUCUUUAUCGGAAAGUGAAUAUUUACUCAUCCUAACCAGCCGUCAGAAUUCUAUCACAUCAACAAAAAGGUGGUUUCUAACGCAUUUUAUUUCUUCUAAUAUCAGGGAAUAUAACACAAAGUAGCUAGCGACAUCUAAAAACGACAGUAUACUAUUGUUUGUGUCUUUCUUCACCUCAACACUUUAUUUUUUGUUUCCGUUGAUGCCUUUAACUAGCCGUGAUAUUUUUCCAUCUUCCCCCUUCUGACGAUUAAUAUCAGUUAACUCCCUUUUCCGAUUUGUUCACCAAAAGAAAAGGAAAACAAAAAGACAUGACAUUAACACUGUACAUUAUUUGUCAUACUGGUUUCAUUUUCAUACUUAUUUUGUAAAUAUCUGUGUUGUAUGGAGCUUGAACUAAAAUGUAAAUAUGUUUACUGUAUUUGUAAUAAUUAUAAUCCAUUCGCUGUAUAGCAUAGAUGUGUCAUGCAGAUAUCCUAAUUCUGUGUAUGGUAAUCUUGCACCAUUGAACUGUUUAGUGAAUGAGGCAACAAUAAAAAGUGCAAACUGUGCAUUA